Molecule: messenger RNA, 8031 nt
Organism: Diprion similis
Lineage: Eukaryota; Metazoa; Arthropoda; Insecta; Hymenoptera; Diprionidae
Exons: 3
Coding region: 1-8031 (2676 amino acids)
Molecular function (GO): protein binding
Source: RefSeq, a predicted model, not a curated record
AUGAAUUCAACUCCUAAUUCACCCUACGUUGGAGAUGAUAAAUACGACGCGAAAGGCGGGCAGGGCUGUCUGCUAGGCUUUAUUUACCAGCUGAAGCUGUUGAUGCUUUUCAUGGUACGUGGAUUACGGAAAGAUGUGAAAUUUCGAAUAGCGACCGAAGUGAUGGCCGCAGGGGAAUUCGACGAUCUGGUACUUGAGUGUAAAAAUGAUGAUGCCAGCGAUAGUGAGAGUACCUAUAGGUUUCUUCAGGCAAAGCAUAGUCGCGAUAAAUCGCCGAAAAUCGAUGUCAACAAACUUUUUACUGACAGUGACUUCUACUUGGAGAAGUACUUUGAUUCCUACUGUAAGAUUGAGAGACAUCCCACACUCAGCAAGGGCAAAUUGGAAGCUUUCGUUAUUUACACCAACAUCGAUUUGGAUGAGACGGAGUUCGAGUCUCGAGAUAUUAGAGUUAUUCGGGAUGACCAACGUGACGACUUUUUGACUGUCGAAAGUAAGGGAGAAAAGUCUAGACGAUACAAGUUUAGCAGCACGGGCCCAUCAAAAGUAUAUGAAAGUUUAAGAUCGGAAGCGUCUAAACUGGUGCCGGUCAUGGUUAAAAAAGUGCUCACGGGAAAGAAAUUAUCAAACGCAAUUAUUCCCGAAAAAUAUCGUUCUGCUUUUAUGCAGGAAGUUAUUGAUAUCGAUCAGAGAAAAUUGUCUGACGCUUUUAUCGAAGGAGAAAAAUUGUCGGAAGGGGCGAAAAAUUUCCGCGAUGCAUUUUAUUUUCAGGUUUUGAAACAAAAGAAAUUACCCGAAGAUUACAAUGAGCCAGAAAAAAUAUGGAAUGAGAUGAAAAAUAAGUCUCUCCAAUUCUCCCAGGAUUUCAUUUCAGGCUCGAAAUUGAAGGAUGUUGAAAAAUUGUCCGAAGAAUUUGAAAAGUUGUUAAGAUCUGCUGAUGAUAACAAAGUAGUUAGAAUAGAAAUGUGUCAAACAAAACGCUCAAGGAAAAAAAACCAAAGAAUUUCUGCACCGAACAUUGAACGGAAUCUCAUAACGCUAUUGGAAUACGUCUUCAUCAAAGAAACUCAAGGCAAGAUUAGAUUUCAGCCAGAGUUUUUGAACAAUGAUGUCAAGCAUCCUGAUGGGAUCUCCGAGUUGAAAGAAUAUUUGAAGUCUAAGCUCGGUAAUAGCUUCAACGACCUCGACCAAUACCAGUUUGAAAUUUCUGAUUUGGACGCUCGCGUAAAAGAAAAAAAAUGUUCAAUGGACGACUUUCACGACAGUUACGACAAUGACAAAAAAAUUCCCGAUUUUCUUAAAAGAUUAAUUCUUGCGGUAAAACAGCCGAACGAAGGUCAACUUGACGAUGUAUUGAGGAAAGAGAUGGGUGAGAAUUACAAUUUAGAUUUACUACGUGCUGAUUUAGUCACCAUGUCUUUUGAAAGAGAGAUGCGGAAUUGGUUCUUGAAACAACAAGGAUCAUGGCUAUCAAACGAAGAAGGACUUAAAUUUGUGAAUGACGUUAAAGACAAAAUCCAAACUCUUAUAAUGUCAGGGUUAAGCUUAGCGUACUCGGAGGAACUUGAAAAUUACGGAAUGGAUUUCAGACAGGAAAAUCGGGGAUUGACGGACUACUUGGAACUAAAAGAGACGCGCGAAAUGAAUACAUCUUGUAAUUUUGUUGCAACCGAGGGACCGCUGACAGCGGCCAUUCAAGUUUACCGAGCUAUCAAGAGUUCACCCAGGUUUGAAGGAGAAUAUGACUGCAUAAUUAUUCGUGUGACCAACCUGUUGUUACCCGGAAUCAGGAAACAUGUCAUCGAUGCAUUUAAAAUGCAAAACCAGUAUGAUUUGUUGGUUGUCGUUUCUGAACGGUACAAUGAAGAGGAGUAUGGGGAAUUAGAAAGAUUGUAUAAUGAAGAUUUACACGAAAUCGUUAUGAAUGGCCAUAAUAAAAUGAAGAGGCUGAUUUUCGUUACAAGCAUGAAGUUACCUUUCAAAAACUGUUAUCACGUUGACUGUAAAUUAGGCUUCAAUGACCUCACGGAUCAGUCACAGUGGAAACUAUUGGAUAAACGGCUCGUCAAUUUGCAAAAUCGCGUCAAUUUGCAAAAUCGAAAAGAGUACAUGAGUUUCGCAGAAUUAUUGCGAAUUUGCCCUCCAGAAAAUGUAGAAUCGAACGGUUUCAAAAACUUCAGAGACGCUAUGGACUCGACAACGUUAGAGAAGCUUAUCCGUGGCACAGACGAUAUAAACAUAGGCUCUUCUUCAGAAAGUUUGGAUCGGAUAGAAAAUUAUUUUAUAAACCGUACGUUUUAUCGGUGCGUUAUCAUCAAGGUCGACGUUCUGAACUCCGAACAGACUUCCGAGGUUUACGCAGUCGGCCACGCCGACCACAAUUCUUUACGUGACCUAGUGAUGAGACAAAGACGGGAAACUUUUCAGAGAACUGAUUCCUUAGAAGGGCGUCAACUUAGAUUCGUUCCAUUGAAAAGUGGUGAAGAGCAGGAACAAUUCGAAAAGCUGUGUAAAGAAUAUCCUCGCGAGAGUCAUAACGUUCACUGGCUCAUGGCAGGAACGGAAAAAUUACUAUGGAUACGAUCGAAUGGUAGUAUCGAUAGUUUGCUGGAGUACCGAGACUUUGGGGAAAACUUCGAUUGUGACUAUCGGUGCAGUGUAUGUCAAACAGCAGCCAGCGAUGCGGCGAUUGAUGAACUAGCUUCUCAGGAUGGUCGUCCCGUAAUCGUUUGCGACAUCCCCGGUAUGGGAAAAUCGACCGUUUUAACUCACCUCACGAGGCAAAUGAAAACGAUGAACCCUAAAAUGUGGGUGAUUCGCAUCAAUUUAAACGAUUAUACAGAUGCGUUGCUGGAGGAAAGCAAGCGAUGCACUUUAAAAAUCGGGGACAAGGAAAGUGUUACCGAGUUUCUCGUUAAAGGUUUUCUCAAGCUCAAGACUCCAAUAGAAAAAGUGGUUUUGAAACAUCUGAUCACGGUACCGAGUGGCUUGGGCUUACUUUUCGAUGGCUUCGAUGAAAUAAGUCCCCGAUACACGGAAACUGUAAUUAAAAUGUUGAAGGCAUUCAAAGAAUAUUCCGGAGUAAAAUUGGUCGUCACCACCAGGCCCCACACGCGGAGUACAUUAGAAGGAACGCUUCAAGCAUUUUCUUUCCGAAUGAAACCGUUUUCUCGAGAAAAUCAAAUCGAUUUUCUAGUCAAAUUUUGGAGAAACAGAUGCGACGAAGCUGACGAAGCAUUGCUGAAAGAGAGUGCCAAAAUGGUGUUGCGAAAAAUUAAGGAUACAAUCUCCGUUCGAUUUGACGAAUUCGCUGGUGUCCCUCUGCAAACUCUCAUGAUUGCCGAAGUAUUCUGUCCCACGGAUAUGAGGACGGCUUCAGUGGUUGGUCACGAAAAUAUGAAGCCGGAUGUGCCAGAUCAUAUGACAAUAUCUGAUUUAUACAAAAUGUUCGUUGACAGGAAGUACGAAAUAUAUCGUCUAGAAAAGAAAAGAGAAAACCCCAGCAAUCUGGCGGUGCAGGAAGAUUUUAAGAAAUGGAAGAAAAAAUUUCUGAAAGCCUAUCGACGAUUAGCUAUGUACACGCUGCUUGAAGAAGAAGUUUCAGGAACGUGGACUUUGUGUGUGAAAGAGGUUGCCAAAGUGAAGGAAUUGAUCGAUGAAGUAUGUGGAGGUACAGAUCGAAUUGGCAUUGUGACGAAUACAAUCAACCAGAGAGCUCAAUUUAUUCAUCGUACUUUUCUAGAAUAUCUAGUAGCCAGUUAUUUGUUUCAAAAACUAGAGGAAUCGAACAAGGACGAGUCAUCUAAGCAGUUUAAAAUGUAUUUAUUGAAUGACAUUCUGGUCAAGUCAAGAUAUAAGGUAAUUCGUGUCUUUCUCAACGAUCUACUAUACAAACCACCGACAGUAGACUCGAUAUUCGACGUUUCUAUCUCCAAGGAAGAAAUGGAUUCACUCAUUCUUGGCGAAAACGGCAUAAACAUAUUUCACAUCGCUGCGGACGAAGGCAACUACAAGAUUAUGGAAUUCUUUUUCUCUCGUCUCGCGAAGAAUUUCCCAGAACCGCGGGAGGUGAUUAACUUGAAGUCCGCGGAUUCUGGUGAAACCCUCAUGCAUAAGGUGGUUUUGAAAUUCCCAAUACGCAGAUUUCAGAGUUUAUCAGCGGAAACUGAAAAAGCAGUUGUGACAUGGUUAUUGGAACAAAAUGCUGACGUUAAUAUUACCGAUGAAACAGGAGAGACUCCGAUGCACACAGCUCUCCGAAUGGAAAAAUCGAUGGUUUUCAAAUUAUUGGCAAGUCAGACAAAUGCUGAUAUGACAGCCCAAAACUGUCAGGGGAUGACAUUGCAGCACGUGGCUGCUGCGUUCGGUGAUCUGAACACAUUGAAGUGGCUUUUGGAAGAUCGGGGCUGCGAUGUCGACGUACGAGAUGAAUCAGGGAUGACAUUGCAGCACAUGGCUGCUGCGUCUGGUGAUCUGAACACAUUGAAGUGGCUUUUGGAAGAUCGGGGCUGCGAUGUCGACGUACGAGAUGAAUCAGGGAUGACAUUGCAGCACAUGGCUGCUGCGUCUGGUGAUCUGAAAACAUUGAAGUGGCUUUUGGAAGAUCGGGGCUGCGAUGUCGACGUACGAGAUGAAUCAGGGAUGACAUUGCAGCACAUGGCUGCUGCGUCUGGUGAUCUGAAAACAUUGAAGUGGCUUUUGGAAGUUCGGGGCUGCAAUGUCGACGUACGAGAUGAAUCAGGGAUGAUAUUGCAGCACGCGGCUGCUAGGUUUGGUAAAUUGAAUAUAUUGAAGUGGCUUUUGGAAGAUCGGGGCUGCGAUGUCGACGUACGAAAUAAAUCAGGGAUGACAUUGCAGCACGCAGCUGCUGCGUUUGGUAAAUUGAAUAUAUUGAAGUGGCUUUUGGAAGAUCGGGGCUGCGAUGUCGACGUACGAAAUAAAUCAGGGAUGACAUUGCAGCACGCAGCUGCUGCGUCUGGUGAUCUGAACACAUUGAAGUGGCUUUUGGAAGAUCGGGGCUGCGAUGUCGACGUACGAGAUGAAUCAGGGAUGACAUUGCAGCACGCAGCUGCUGCGUCUGGUGAUCUGAACACAUUGAAGUGGCUUUUGGAAGAUCGGGGCUGCGAUGUCGACGUACGAGAUAAAUCAGGGAAAACAUUGCAGGACAUAGCUGCUGCGUCUGGUGAUCUGAACACAUUGAAGUGGCUUUUGGAAGAUCGGGGCUGCGAUGCCGACGUACGAGAUGAAUCAGGGAUGACAUUGCAGCACGUGGCUGCUAGGUUUGGUAAAUUGAAUAUAUUGAAGUGGCUUUUGGAAGAUCGGGGCUGCGAUGUCGACGUACGAAAUAAAUCAGGGAUGACAUUGCAGCACGCAGCUGCUGCGUCUGGUGAUCUGAACACAUUGAAGUGGCUUUUGGAAGAUCGGGGCUGCGAUGUCGACGUACGAAAUAAAUCAGGGAUGACAUUGCAGCACGCGGCUGCUAGGUUUGGUAAAUUGAAUAUAUUGAAGUGGCUUUUGGAAGAUCGGGGCUGCGAUGUCGACGUACGAAAUAAAUCAGGGAUGACAUUGCAGCACGCGGCUGCUAGGUUUGGUAAAUUGAAUAUAUUGAAGUGGCUUUUGGAAGAUCGGGGCUGCGAUGUCGACGUACGAAAUAAAUCAGGGAUGACAUUGCAGCACGCAGCUGCUGCGUCUGGUGAUCUGAACACAUUGAAGUGGCUUUUGGAAGAUCGGGGCUGCGAUGUCGACGUACGAGAUGAAUCAGGGAUGACAUUGCAGCACGCGGCUGCUAGGUUUGGUAAAUUGAAUAUAUUGAAGUGGCUUUUGGAAGAUCGGGGCUGCGAUGUCGACGUACGAGAUGAAUCAGGGAUGACAUUGCAGCACGCAGCUGCUGCGUCUGGUGAUCUGAACACAUUGAAGUGGCUUUUGGAAGAUCGGGGCUGCGAUGCCGACGUACGAGAUGGAUCAGGGAUGACAUUGCAGCACACGGCUGCUGCGUCUGGUGAUCUGAACACAUUGAAGUGGCUUUUGGAAGAUCGGGGCUGCGAUGUCGACGUACGAGAUAAAUCAGGGAAAACAUUGCAGGACAUAGCUGCUGCGUCUGGUGAUCUGAACACAUUGAAGUGGCUUUUGGAAGAUCGGGGCUGUGAUGCCGACGUACGAGAUGAAUCAGGGAUGACAUUGCAGCACGUGGCUGCUGCGUUCGGUGAUCUGAACACAUUGAAGUGGCUUUUGGAAGAUCGGGGCUGCGAUGUCGACGUACGAGAUGAAUCAGGGAUGACAUUGCAGCACGCGGCUGCUAGGUUUGGUAAAUUGAAUAUAUUGAAGUGGCUUUUGGAAGAUCGGGGCUGCGAUGUCGACGUACGAGAUGAAUCAGGGAUGACAUUGCAGCACGCAGCUGCUGCGUCUGGUGAUCUGAACACAUUGAAGUGGCUUUUGGAAGAUCGGGGCUGCGAUGUCGACGUACGAGAUGAAUCAGGGAUGACAUUGCAGCACGCAGCUGCUGCGUCUGGUGAUCUGAACACAUUGAAGUGGCUUUUGGAAGAUCGGGGCUGCGAUGUCGACGUACGAGAUAAAUCAGGGAAAACAUUGCAGGACAUAGCUGCUGCGUCUGGUGAUCUGAACACAUUGAAGUGGCUUUUGGAAGAUCGGGGCUGCGAUGCCGACGUACGAGAUGAAUCAGGGAUGACAUUGCAGCACGUGGCUGCUGCGUUCGGUGAUCUGAACACAUUGAAGUGGCUUUUGGAAGAUCGGGGCUGCGAUGUCGACGUACGAGAUGAAUCAGGGAUGACAUUGCAGCACGCGGCUGCUAGGUUUGGUAAAUUGAAUAUAUUGAAGUGGCUUUUGGAAGAUCGGGGCUGCGAUGUCGACGUACGAAAUAAAUCAGGGAUGACAUUGCAGCACGCAGCUGCUGCGUCUGGUGAUCUGAACACAUUGAAGUGGCUUUUGGAAGAUCGGGGCUGCGAUGUCGACGUACGAAAUAAAUCAGGGAUGACAUUGCAGCACGCGGCUGCUAGGUUUGGUAAAUUGAAUAUAUUGAAGUGGCUUUUGGAAGAUCGGGGCUGCGAUGUCGACGUACGAAAUAAAUCAGGGAUGACAUUGCAGCACGCGGCUGCUAGGUUUGGUAAAUUGAAUAUAUUGAAGUGGCUUUUGGAAGAUCGGGGCUGCGAUGUCGACGUACGAAAUAAAUCAGGGAUGACAUUGCAGCACGCAGCUGCUGCGUCUGGUGAUCUGAACACAUUGAAGUGGCUUUUGGAAGAUCGGGGCUGCGAUGUCGACGUACGAGAUGAAUCAGGGAUGACAUUGCAGCACGCGGCUGCUAGGUUUGGUAAAUUGAAUAUAUUGAAGUGGCUUUUGGAAGAUCGGGGCUGCGAUGUCGACGUACGAGAUGAAUCAGGGAUGACAUUGCAGCACGCAGCUGCUGCGUCUGGUGAUCUGAACACAUUGAAGUGGCUUUUGGAAGAUCGGGGCUGCGAUGUCGACGUACGAGAUAAAUCAGGGAAAACAUUGCAGGACAUAGCUGCUGCGUCUGGUGAUCUGAACACAUUGAAGUGGCUUUUGGAAGAUCGGGGCUGCGAUGCCGACGUACGAGAUGAAUCAGGGAUGACAUUGCAGCACGUGGCUGCUGCGUUCGGUGAUCUGAACACAUUGAAGUGGCUUUUGGAAGAUCGGGGCUGCGAUGUCGACGUACGAGAUGAAUCAGGGAUGACAUUGCAGCACGCGGCUGCUAGGUUUGGUAAAUUGAAUAUAUUGAAGUGGCUUUUGGAAGAUCGGGGCUGCGAUGUCGACGUACGAGAUGAAUCAGGGAUGACAUUGCAGCACGCAGCUGCUGCGUCUGGUGAUCUGAACACAUUGAAGUGGCUUUUGGAAGAUCGGGGCUGCGAUGUCGACGUACGAGAUAAAUUCGGGAGAACAUUGCAGCACACGGUUGCUCAGUAUGGUAAAUUGAAUAUAUUGAAGUGGCUUGAGGCGGAGCGAGGCUGUUAUGUCGACUCACGGGAUAUUUCAGAGGUAACAGCAGCAGUUAGCUACUGA